Messenger RNA from Paecilomyces variotii, 2016 nucleotides. RefSeq names its product DEAD/DEAH box RNA helicase. Lineage: Eukaryota; Fungi; Ascomycota; Eurotiomycetes; Eurotiales; Thermoascaceae. Gene Ontology annotation, molecular function: RNA helicase activity; RNA binding; ATP binding. The transcript has 10 exons. The coding region runs from base 102 to 1913 and encodes 603 amino acids. Gene Ontology annotation, cellular component: nucleus. The record is from RefSeq and is a predicted model, not a curated record.
CUCUCUCCCCUUCCCCUCAUCUCCGAUAGUACACUUCGAGAUCUGGUCUCAAGACACGAGCAGCUUGAGCGUUUUGCUCUUCGUAUCCCAGAAAAAGAAAUAUGGAUACGUUCGAUACCAACGAUAUGAGCAACGCGCUCAACGAUGUUUCGAACCGCAAAGCAAACAUGAACGCAGAAGCUGCUGCUGUAGCCCGUGAAAAAGGAUGGGUUGAGCCUCAGGGGUAUGACUACGCGAAGUAUAACACUUCCGCCCCGCAGCAGAAGGCUCCUGAUGCCACUGAGGCCACUGAUGCCCCUAACGUCGAAGAACCGGAGUGGGCUGCGAAUGCUGCCAAGUAUGAAUGGAGUGAGGAAUUCGGUGAUGUCGGACCUCCUAACCCAGAACUCGAGAAGAUGCUAUUCCACAGCGAGUUCAUCAACCGCGCUGGCCAUAGAUUCGAGAGCCUACGUGAGAUCAAAGUUACCGCCGAGAGUAGAGAGCAGCCGAAGCCCGUCAAGAGCUUCACCGACGCGGGAUUGCAUCCGAUCAUGUUACAAAACAUCGUCCUCUGUGGUUAUAGGACCCCUACGCCCAUCCAGGCCUAUUCGAUUCCAGCUGUCCUCACUGGUCACGACCUCAUUGCCGUCGCUCAGACCGGAUCUGGUAAAACAGCAGCUUUUCUGAUCCCGGUUUUGUCCAAGCUUAUGGGAAAAGCCAAAAAGCUAGCGGCCCCUCGUCCCAAUGUUGCAAACGGGUUCAAUCCGCACGUUGACGCGGUCUGCGCCGAACCACUGGUCUUGAUUGUUGCCCCGACCAGGGAGCUGUCGACCCAGAUAUUCGACGAGGCACGUCGCCUCUGUUAUCGUUCCAUGCUGCGUCCUUGCGUUGUUUACGGUGGCGCACCUGUCCGUGAGCAGAGAGAAGAGCUUCAGAAAGGAUGCGAUGUCUUGAUCGGAACCCCUGGACGCCUCUUGGACUUCAUGGAUAAGCCGCACAUCUUGUCUCUUCGGCGUGUCAAAUACACGAUCAUCGACGAAGCUGAUGAGCUUCUGCAGUCCGACUGGGAAACCGAGUUUACGAAGAUCAUGUCCGGUGGUGAUACCAACGAGGAUGCAGACCAUCGCUAUCUCAUGUUUUCCGCUACGUUCAAUAAGGCGUGCCGUGAGCUUGCUCGGAACUACCUUGCCGAUGACCAUGUCCGUAUCCGCAUUGGUCGUGCGGGAAGCGCACACCUGAAUGUCGAGCAGCAGAUUAUUUACUCCGAGGAGAACAAGAAGAAGCAAUGCCUCUAUGAUCUGCUCAUUUCCAUGCCGCCAUCUCGCACUUUGGUCUUUGUCAACAACAAGACCCAAGCCGACUUUCUGGACGACUACCUAUUCAACAUGGGUCUUCCCAGUACGUCGAUCCACUCUGACCGCACUCAGCGCGAGCGUGAAGAUGCCCUUCGCGCCUUCAAAACCGCUAAGUCGCCCAUCCUGGUGGCCACUGGCGUCUCUGCUCGCGGUCUUGACAUCAAAAACGUCAUGCAUGUCAUUAAUUUCGAUCUUCCCAGCCGCAAUUACGGUGGCAUUGACGAGUACAUCCAUCGUAUUGGACGUACUGCCCGUAUCGGAAACGAGGGCCUUGCUACUUCGUUCUACAACCACGACAAGGAUUCCGACAUCGCUCCGGACCUUGUCAAAAUUCUUAUCGAAUGUAAACAACCCAUUCCUGAAUUCUUGGAAGAUGCCAAGCCUGCGGAUGGUGUUGUCACUUUCGACGACGACACUGAUAAUGAAGGAGAAAACGAGGAGAAUGACCAUGCUGAAGGGCCAUCUAAUUCUUUCAGCGGAGCGGCCAACAACGAUGGUCCUGAAUCCGCUGCUCCCGUUGCUGACAUCUCUGAGGGCAAUGCCUCUGGCGGAUGGAAUGCUGGUUCGGCGGCUUGGUAAUUCAAGGUUAGGGAAGCAUCUCUGGCCCGGAAGUUGCAGAGCAAAUUCACAGUGAAAGAACUUUUCGAGGAUGCAACUUACGAUGGGUACAUGAGCAGGGUGU